Molecule: messenger RNA, 1956 nt
Organism: Pelobates fuscus (common spadefoot toad)
Lineage: Eukaryota; Metazoa; Chordata; Amphibia; Anura; Pelobatidae
Product: cytochrome P450 11B, mitochondrial-like
Exons: 9
Coding region: 1-1584 (527 amino acids)
Biological process (GO): cellular response to peptide hormone stimulus; C21-steroid hormone biosynthetic process; glucocorticoid biosynthetic process
Cellular component (GO): mitochondrial inner membrane
Molecular function (GO): iron ion binding; heme binding; monooxygenase activity
Source: RefSeq, a predicted model, not a curated record
AUGCCCGAGGAACCUCCCGCGGCAAAGGAAAAUGAUGAUGAUCCAGGCAGGACAGAGUUAAUUGCAUUUUCAGCACUGCUCAGCCUUGCAGCAGCACCAGGCGCCAUCUGCUGGACGGUUCCAGGAACUGCAGCCAGAUCCUGUGUGAAGAGCCAUGGAGAGGAGCUCACACCCCGCAGAGGAGGGCAGCCGAGUUAUGUGCAGGACAAUUGCUAUCGGUGGGUACGGGACAGGAGAGCCCUAAGUGAUGUUCAUUUUGGGGGUUUAUGGGAAUUUUUGUGUCUGUACAGGGAGAACCUCGGUGCACACAGCAGUGUCAAUAUUCUCCUGCCACAGGACGUGGCCCAAUUGUUCCAGGCAGAGGGUAUCUUUCCACGGAGAAUGCAGAUUGAGUCCUGGGCAGCCCACAGAGACUUGCGCAACCACAAGUGUGGAGUAUUCCUGCUAAACGGCGAGCAAUGGCGCUCAGAUCGUCUCAUCCUGAACAAGGAGGUGCUGAACCCAAAUGGAGUGCGAAAAUUUCUUCCAUUCCUGGAUGAAGUCGCUCGUGAUUUUACUGUUUUUUUAAAACAGCGAAUCAACAAGAAUACACGAGGAGCACUAACAGUCGAUCUGUACUCGGACCUCUUCCGAUUCACAUUGGAAGCCAGCAGUUACGUCUUGUACGGGCAGCGCCUUGGGCUGUUAGAAGAAAGUCCCAAUCCAGACUCCCUGCGUUUUAUCAGAGCUGUGGAAACCAUGAUUAAGACCACACUUCCACUGCUUUUCUUGCCCACCAAACUCAUGCACCUGACAGACGCCCACAUAUGGAAGGAGCACUUGAAGUCCUGGGAUAUCAUUUUUGAGCAGGCUGAUAAAUGUAUACAGAACAUUUACCAGGAGUUCUGCCUGGGUCAGGGGCGCAGCUAUUCAGGUAUUAUGGCUGAGCUGUUGCUGCAGUCAGAACUUCCAUUGGACUCCAUCAAAGCCAAUAUCACCGAGCUGAUGGCUGGAGGGGUAGAUACGACUGCCAUGCCUCUGCUCUUCACCCUCUUUGAGUUGGCUCGUAACUCAUCUGUGCAGAAAGAGCUAAGGGAGGAGAUAUUAACAGCUGAAACUCAGAAUCCCAAAGACCUGAACCAGUUACUAAACGCACUGCCUCUCCUGAAGGGGGCGCUCAAGGAAACAUUACGAUUAUACCCCGUGGGGAUCACAGUCCAGAGAUAUCCCACAAAGGAUAUAAUACUUCAGAACUACCACAUUCCAGCCGGGACAUUGGUGCAGGUUAGCCUUUAUUCUAUGGGACGGAGUUCUCUCGUAUUUGAGGAGCCUUUGCUUUAUGAUCCUAGACGUUGGGUACGCAGAGAUGACACAAACUUCAAGGCUCUGGCAUUUGGUUUUGGGUCCCGUCAAUGCAUCGGCCGCAGAAUAGCAGAGACUGAGAUAAUGUUGUUCCUGAUCCACAUACUGAAGAAUUUCCAAAUUGACACGGUUUCUAAAGAUGAUGUUCAGACCGUGUUUAGGUUUAUUUUAAUGCCAAAGAAACCUCCACUUCUCACCUUUCGCCCCAUAUCACAGCUUCCUCAGACUAAGAGACAGCCCUAAACCACAGCCCAGCCCCAGGAGACAGCCCUAAACCACAGCCCAGCCCCAGGAGACAGCCCUAAACCACAGCCCAGCCCCAGGAGACAGCCCUAAAACACAGCCCAGCCCCAGGAGACAGCCCUAAACCACAGCCCAGCCCCAGGAGACAGCCCUAAACCACAACCCAGCCCCAGGAGACAGCCCUAAACCACAACCCAGCCCCAGGAGACAGCCCUAAACCACAGCCCAGCCCCAGGAGACAGCCCUAAACCACAGACCAGCCCCAGGAGACAGUCCUAAACUACAGAUCAGCCCCAGGAGACAGCCCUAAACUACAGCUCAGCCUCUAGAGACAGUCCUAAACUACAGCUCAACCCCAGGAGACAGCCCAAG